GCAAAACAGUCGGUGCGCAACCAUCUUGUCAAAACCGGAGUCGGACACAAAUAAAUAUUAUAAAAUGUCCUAAAUCGCUCGUAAUGACAUAACAUUAUCUUCGUAUUUAGUAAAGUAUUGUGUUUAGUUUACGUUGGUGUUGUUUUCAACGCGGUUAUUAUACAUUUUACUCAAUAUUUCGAGUUUUGUGUUGCGUCAAAUGACGUCAUGUAUGUGAUUAUUAAACACGUAUCGUGGCUGUCGAGUUUGUAGUGAACCAUGUUAGAGCAGGACGGCGACAGCGAGCCGGCGCACCACGCGCGCCGGCCGAUGAACGCGUUCCUCAUAUUCUGCAAACGUCACCGGAGCGUCGUGCGCGACAAAUACCCUAAUCUCGAGAACAGAUCCAUUACGAAGAUUCUUGGAGAAUGGUGGGCCAAUUUGGAUAAAGAAGAGAAAGCCUGCUAUACAGGUCUUGCUAAACAGUACAAAGACGCUUUCUUCAGCGCCAACCCUGACUUCAAAUGGUACAAGCUCCCCGCCCCGCCGCUCCGCACCCACACCUCCCGACCCAGAGAGACCAACGAGAAGGCAAGUGACUCCCCUGACAUAGAAUACCACGAGGUCGAGCUAGAGAAAACCAACAACAACUCCACCAAGGUCGACCUCAACAAGAAGCCUGUUACCGACCAUGCCUUCGAAACCGACCCUAAAACCCUAUCCAUGUUCACUCCCGGAAAACUGGCCGACGAAGCCCAGAUGGGAGGCCUGAGCAGCCUCCUAGCCGCCAAGACUGAAAACAAAACUCCAAACCCUUACUACUCACCUCCUUCUUAUAAAAUAAACACGAUCUCAAACGACAGAUCUCAUACUAUUAUAGAGGCGGAUAUGAAAGGUUUCACCCGAGAGGAGAUGCUGCAAGAUGCACUCUCGGAAACAUCUAAGAUUUUCGAAGAGUUCGAUGACCAAAAAGGUCGCCUUUAUUACAGCGCUACAAAUGACCAACUCACUAAUCAGGAUGUCAUCGAUCAGAUUGUUGAAAAACGGUACUCUAGAGACGACGAGUACAGCUACCAGCAACAUUGGUCCGAAGACGAAAAGAAUAUGAGAUCUGACAGAUCGUGCAAAGGGAAGAGGUACCAGGAGUUCAUGGCUGGAGGUGGGCUGAUAGUUAACAAGAGGCAGAAAAGAGAUUACUCCGACAAGAUGCCAGACGAAAACUACAACGCCUCGUGUAGUUGGGAGCCUGGUAACCCGCGCAGCGAAGAGUUCGUAGCUUACGAUACGAAACAAAGUAUGUCACCUAACGAAACACCGGCCGAAAGCGAAUUUAAACCCGAUGAAACCGAAGCACCCAAAGCAGACAAUAACUUAAACAAACCUUUUAAGGCUGCAGAUUUUGAUUUAGAUGCGAAAAUUAAAGCGUUGCCCUCACUUAGUUUAGAAAAGUUCCAGCAAAAGAAACGCGAGAACAAACGCAAGAAGAAGACUAAUAAUGUGAAACCGAAAUCGUUCGAGAGCUCCCACAUAGUUAACUCCGUUCCUAGGCCUUACCCGAGCGACCGGUGGGAGACGGCCGAGUCCUGGCGCCAAAACGUCAUAGGCAGUCAGAAACGAAAACCAAGGAAAAUCAGCAUCACAAGGCUCGAGAUUAACAGUUUGAUUUCUAGCGUAGAUUUAAAGGAAGCUCAUAACAUCAGCCCUGAAUUCAAAAUCGCCACGGAAGCGCCUUGCGGCGUCCAAAACAUGGAAAUGCGUAAAUCUCCUGGCAACGUCGACUUGCUGGCACUGGCCACGCUGGCCGAAGUCGCAGCGAGCACGUCCAAAAUAGAAGAGGCGUCCAUCGAAAACAUUAUGGCCGCCAACCAGGGCUAACACGCUUCCAAGGUAUAACAUACCAACACCACUAGCCUUAAAAAGAUAUUCCAAAAAUUAUUUACUUUAUAAUCAGAUAAUAUUUAUAUAUAGAUCUACUUUUACAUACGCAUAAAGAUUAAUAUUAUUGUACACUUUUAAUUGUAGUUUUUAUAAAGUAGAUUAUAGAUUUUAUUUAUAUGGAAAUAAAAAUCUAUAUAUGUAUACUUUAGUUGAGUACGGCAUUUAGGCUGCUACGUUCUGCUUUAUUAGGUAUAAAGGGUGAUAGAUAGGUAAUUAUUGAUAUCACACAAAAUAAAAAAGAAGGCAUAAUCUUAUACGUUUUAAGGAAUACAAAAGUAAUCCCCAAGAUAGAGUAUAUUUAUGAAAUAACACGUUCCGAGACAGAACGUGAUUUAUCUAAACGGAGCGUGGUAUUUUCAUGUAUUCAUCACAAUUUACUAUAAGUUAUGAAUGCCAAACAUAAGUCAUUAUGUAAGUAUAUACAACCUCAUUAUUUGUUUUCAUAUAACAUUAGUUUAUUUAAAUCGCCUUAAUUUAGAUUUAAAAAUGAAUACCAAGACACCACAUGCAUAGACUGCAUUGCAUUUUUAAAGGGUGUUAAAUUUCGGUUAGCACGUCGUGCAGGUUUCAGAAAUUUAUUUUUUAUACAGACGAUUUUAUUGCGUGUAAAAUUAAUCAAGAUACUAGAAACAUCGGCCCUUUUAUUGGGUUUUUGUUAGUAAUCAGCAAGGUGCGGAAUGGUCAUAGCAAAAAAUUCUAAUAUCAAACGGAGAUACUAAAAUAUUUUAUCGUUAGUCGAUAACUGACACAGCGUGACAAUAAGAUGAAUGGCAUUUUUUUUUGAUAAAUUUUUAAUACUAUAAUUAGGUGCCUUAAAUAUUUUAAGGGACUAGUGUUAUUAAAUAAAUGUAUUCCACUUAAAUAAAUAUUCUGCAUCAGGUAAAGUACAUACAAUUAAAUAGAAUAAAACAGUAUAACUAGUAUUUAAAUUAUAUUUGAAACGUAGCAUGAGUGGGAAAUCGAAAUCGUACCGAGUACUCGACGAAAAAACAUCGAUAACUGGAAUAUUUUUGAAUUUCGUUCAAUAAUAUCUCCACUACUAGGCAUUUAAAUUCUACUAAUAGAAUUGAUAACGAGUGGUCAAUACCACUAUAUAGAUUCCAAAUUUCUAACGCUCAUAUUUCAAAAAUUAGCAUUUCGCCGUUUUCCACACAUUUUUGAUUGACGAAAUCGAGCGAUCGAAAUUCAAAAAUCACCUCCCAUAUCAAAUGAAAGAAUGGCUUCCAUCUUAUUAAUUUUAUUACGUAUUUUUAUUUGACGUGCUGCGUUGAUUAUCGAUAGUAAAUAAAAUAUAUUGUUCUCUCCCUUUGACAUUAGGAUGUGUACUAUGACGAUUCUUUCCCUUGGUAAUCAGAAAUUUAUGGAAACGUUAAUAACGUUUAGUUGAACGCUAGAGUUAUCCUAAAGGCCUUACAGCCCGGCCAAAUUUAUUUGUGAGUAAAACUCGCAAUUUAGCACUUGUGAUAAACCUUUUCUAAGAGUUAGAUGAUAAUUAUGUUUCUCUUAUCAAUUUUUACUUUCACUCGUUCUCUUUUAGAAAUUAUUGUUUAAUAAAUGGAGAUAUCUACAUUUUACAUACUAAUACCUAUUUAAAAUAACAUUCUCAUUUUAUUAACUCUUCAUUGUUUAGUAAAUAUACAAAAUAAUUGUAACCCUUUAGGUACCUGAAACUCAAAAACUUCAUGUGUGUCAUGAAACAAAAAAAUAUAUUACAACUUUGUAAUUUAAGUUAUUUUAACCAAUUUUAAGUUCACACCAUUGUCACUAGCUUACUUUCGGAACAGUGUUUCUCAAAUUGUUUUCUUUUUCUUAUUUAUUUGUGAUGGACUUACUUUUUCUGUGAUUUAUUCUGUCGCCUAUGGAGUUUCCUGAGGCCAUGAGCUUCUGUUGCAGGUCUAGUCUAGAAUUUGUAUUGAAAUAAUCAAGUACUAAAUUCAAAAGUGCACUUAUAUUUUUUAAAGUUACAGACAUAGACACGCGCCAUAAUGUGACAUGCUCAUCCAAAGACCAAAUGUAUUUAGCAUAGUAUAGCUAGGUAGGUACUGUAUAAUAUUAAAUGAUAUAAGUAAGUGGUAUAUUAUAGUAUCUAUCAUAUUUAUAUGUAAAAAACCAUAGUUAUAUGACAUUGCAAAUGUCCAUUUUUUAUUAAAUGUAGCUUGUUGCAUUUUUGUUUUAAAAACCAUGUACUCUUCGCGGAGCUUAAAUUUAUUUGUUGAUUUUUUAUAUAAAGAUUUAUGGAUUGUUACGUUUUAAUUGAAAAUUGGUGAGCUUUUUAAAGGUUCCUAAAUGAGAUUUAAAAUUUGGCUUGGUCAGUAUAAAUCUAACAUCACAAUUACUGAAUGUCUUAUGAAAAAAUGAUUGCCUUGUGUAAGACGAAGCCUUAUUUUACCGCACUAGAGUUAAGAAAAGUUGAAAUGGGGCCAGUCUGCGGUCGGGCGAUUCACACUUGUUCAGGAUCGAUCGUGUAAGGAGGUAGGGAAGUAAUAGUAAUGGACUCGUUAAGUGUAAAUUAAUUAAUUAGUCAGAAGUACCUUUUGACGCACUAAGUCCAUUAUCGUAUUGGUGCUAAGAGAUCUGUUUUUCAAAUUUCAUUUAGAUGCCUCCAUUGCUAAACUUACUUCUAUUUAUCGCAAUGGAUGGUUUAUAGAAGUGAUAUAAUCGAAUUUUUGUUAAUUUUAAGCCAUCGCUCGCAAUCAGUUUUCAUUAAUUAGUAAUUAAAAUUAUAUUAUUCACCUCGCAACUUGGUUGCGAGAUGAAUACAAUUGUUUCGUUGUUAAAUGUUUGAGAAACACUGAUCCAUAUUUUUUAUUAGUUAGGCCAUAGGGCAUAAUAAAGUCGGCACCCAAAGUGUAUUUGGUUCCAAAGUAUAUAUUGUUGAAUGUUUUGUUACUGGAGAAUGUGGUUCGAUAAUUAUUAUAUCCUUUUAUUGUAGAAAUAAAGUUUAUUCAUAUUA
Molecule: messenger RNA, 4870 nt
Organism: Cydia splendana
Lineage: Eukaryota; Metazoa; Arthropoda; Insecta; Lepidoptera; Tortricidae
Gene: bbx
Exons: 4
Coding region: 259-1854 (531 amino acids)
Biological process (GO): regulation of transcription by RNA polymerase II
Cellular component (GO): nucleus
Molecular function (GO): RNA polymerase II transcription regulatory region sequence-specific DNA binding; DNA-binding transcription factor activity, RNA polymerase II-specific
Source: RefSeq, a predicted model, not a curated record